AUGUCUAUACGGUCAGCUACGCCGCCUUCGAAAGCAGCGCCAGCAGCGGCAUCGGGAGUAGUCGAAGCAGGAGAGACUCGCAAUGCCGACACGAAACCAUACAAGAACGGAAGCACAGCGACGAAUCAGAAUCUGAACGGAGUGCAUCAUUCGCAUCUGCCGCUGCAGUUUCAUCGCGUGCCAGACAACUUUGGCUCACUAGCUUCUUGCGCGCAUCUAGACCAAGUGUUGGAGUCGCGAGCCAAGGAUACAGUCUUGGGCACGUAUAGACAAGCGGUGCUCGUAUCUCAGCCCAUCAGCGACACAACGACGUAUCGCACGAAAGAUGGAGCGACUGUGGAUUGGGAAAAACUCGCCCUGAAGAAACGGCUGAGCCUAAGAUGCUCCGAGUGCCAUCUACCGAACUUCUACCACCUCAUGAUUUGUCUACAGUGCCCCAACGUCAGUUGUCAUGAACACUCGAUUCGGCACUACAAGAGCUCGCUGCACAUGUUUGCCAUUGAUCUGGCGGUGGGGUUGUUGUACUGCUUCAAGUGCGAAAAUUACGUAAACCACUCGUUGUUGGAGCUUUUGAGAUGCCAAGUGCAAGGUACAAGACCACACAUUUCCCAAAUGGAAAACUACGACAACCCAAAUAAACUCUCGAUGCUCGGACUAAAAGGGUUCAUCAAUUUGGGAUCCACUUGUUUCAUGAGCUCGAUACUUCAAACGUUUAUACAUAACCCCAUUGUCAGGUGCCAGUUUAUCAAUAAUGACCUCCACUAUUUCAACUGCAAGUACCUUUACAACCAAGAGGUAACCGGCACUUUAAACGAAGACAAUGCUUGCAUCACAUGCAGCAUAGAUGGCAUCUUUAAGGAUUUUUUCACGGCGCAAGACAUCAAGGGCUAUGGCAUGACAAACUUGUUAUCCACCGCGUGGUAUAAGCAGAAAUCUCUUGCCGGUUUCCAAGAACAAGACGCGCAUGAGUUUUGGCUAUUUCUAUUGAACGAGUUUCAUCUGGACCACAUCAGAGUCAUAAAAGAAGAAGCAGAAGGAGGAGAAGAAGAAGAAGAACACCCAUGUACCUGUGUUGGCCACGCGUGUUUCAGCUUUGAGUUGCAAAGUUGCGUUCGAUGCCAAUGUGGAGCCGAAAACAUCACAGUUGACCCUCCCACGUUUGAGCUCUCGUUGGAGUUGUCUCUGAGUCUCAUUAAAAAGGACCAGGAGGGCACCAUCAACUUGGUCACUUGUCUCGACUCGUUCACGCGUGAAGAAGAGCUCGAGUCGAAGAUAUCCUGUAAAAACUGCUUGAAACAAUCGGGCGCGUCAAAGACCUUGAAGUUGAAGUCGACUCCUCCUGUGUUGUCCAUCCAAUUGAAACGGUUCAACCAUAACAUUCUGAACGACACCUCUUCAAAAGUCGAAAUACCAGUGCAGGUGCCGCCCUUUUUGGACCUUGCUAAAUACACGGUCAAUGACGCGGACGAGAUGAAGAUCUAUGAGUUGUUUUCAGUGGUGUGCCACAUUGGGCUGGUGAGCACGGGCCAUUAUGUUGUGUAUGCCAAAGGUGGGCAGGGCCAAUGGUUUAAAUUCGACGACAGUGUAAUCACUAUUGAAAAAGAAAACACGGUGAUGGAGGCAGCUAAAACUAAUGGCUAUUUACUUUAUUACAUAUUGCAUGAUACAUAA
This is a messenger RNA of Lodderomyces beijingensis, 1671 nucleotides long. NCBI's taxonomy places the organism in Eukaryota, Fungi, Ascomycota, Pichiomycetes, Serinales, Debaryomycetaceae. The record is from the annotation of a GenBank genome assembly.